AUGACGUCGCGCAUCAGCGGCAUGUUCGGUCGCAAAGAAGACUCCAGCAGAGAGUCUUCCCGCGACGACCAGAAGGCCACGAACGGCGCGACCGCGCGGCCCACUCAACCCUCGCGACAGGCCUCCGUCACCAAAGCGAACGCCGCGUCCACUCCCUACCGAAGAUUCUGGACCAACGACGAUGCAACGCACGAGCACCACCUCAAGGUCGCAAAGCGACAGGAGAAGCUGUCCGACAUGUUCCAGAACCUGAUGUUGGGAAAGAAGAAGGAAGGCCACAACGACGAACAGCCUCUGAGUCUCAUGUCCAACUGGGUUGACGUCAUGCGGAACGAGAAGGAAAAGCUCGCGGAACAGAAGAAUUCCGCCAACAACACCUCCCAGACUCUGGUGCAGAAGUAUGGCAAGUGCCAAGAGGUCGUCGGUCGCGGUGCCUUUGGUAUCGUGCGUGUCGCGCACAAGACGGACGCCAAGGACCCUAAGAGGGAGCAAUUGUACGCCGUCAAGGAGUUCAAGCAGCGACCCGGCGAGUCCGCGAAGAAGUACCAGAAGCGCCUCACGGCCGAGUUCUGCAUUUCUUCGUCCAUGCAGCACCCCAACGUCAUCAACACUCUGGAUCUCCUGCAGGACGACAAGGGUGUCUACUGCGAGGUCAUGGAGUACUGUUCCGGUGGCGAUCUCUACACUCUCGUCCUCGCCGCGGGCCAGCUCGAAGUGGUCGAGGCCGACUGCUUCUUCAAGCAGCUCAUGCGAGGCGUCGAGUACAUGCAUGAGAUGGGUGUCGCGCAUCGCGAUCUGAAGCCCGAGAAUCUGCUCCUCACCCAGCACGGAUCCAUCAAGAUCACCGAUUUCGGUAAUGGAGAGUGCUUCCGCAUGGCGUGGGAGAAGGAAGCUCACAUGACCGCUGGCCUCUGUGGUUCCGCUCCGUACAUCGCUCCCGAGGAGUAUGUCGACAAGGAGUUCGACCCCCGUGCGGUAGACGUGUGGGCUUGCGGUAUCAUCUACAUGGCCAUGCGAACUGGCCGCCAUCUCUGGCGCGUCGCCCAGAAGGGCGAGGAUGAAUUCUUCGAUCGGUACCUGGAGGACCGCAAAGAAGAAGCCGGCUACAGGCCGAUCGAGGUUUUGAGAAGGCGCCAAUGCCGUAAUGUGAUCUAUUCGAUAUUGGACCCCAACCCUACUCGCCGCCUCACGGCCCACCAAGUUCUCUUCUCGGAAUGGGUCAAGGAGAUCAAGGUCUGCCGCGCGGGCGACGAAGGAUUCUAG
Messenger RNA from Aaosphaeria arxii CBS 175.79, 1263 nucleotides. Its product is annotated as Pkinase-domain-containing protein. Gene Ontology annotation, biological process: protein phosphorylation; intracellular monoatomic cation homeostasis; intracellular signal transduction. Gene Ontology annotation, molecular function: ATP binding; protein serine/threonine kinase activity. The transcript has 3 exons. Lineage: Eukaryota; Fungi; Ascomycota; Dothideomycetes; Pleosporales. The coding region runs from base 1 to 1263 and encodes 420 amino acids. The record is from RefSeq and is a predicted model, not a curated record.